Hymenoscyphus albidus is the source of this 1352-nucleotide messenger RNA. The record is from the annotation of a GenBank genome assembly. NCBI's taxonomy places the organism in Eukaryota, Fungi, Ascomycota, Leotiomycetes, Helotiales, Helotiaceae.
CUUUAAUGACCACGUGAUAUUAAAGCUAAUCCCGAUUUGUAAAUUGAUCUUUCUGCGAUAUGGCGGGAUGGGAGCUAUGGUAUCAAAAGAUCUUGAUGAGUGGCCUUAUCACAUCAUGAAUACCCGAACACCGCCACAAAUAGCGCGGCAAGCCAUAUUGGCAUUUCGAGGAGUUCGUUACUCGUCAACUAAUGCCACACCUGAGUCCUCGUCAAUCAACGACCAACCUCCAAAGAACCCAACGCAGGAAGAGCCCACAAAUUCCGAACCGCUGAAACCUGGACAACAGAUCUACGUCUUCUAUCACCUUCAAAAGAAGAAUGUCGUAUACUCCUUCGAGAGAGCUUUACAUGUGAGAAGACCCUCAAUUUCAAUUGGCGCCCCAUAACGGCCCCAUACUUCUAUGACAACCAAAUACUAACAAAAACCAGAACGCCCACGCCCUCUCCCAAAUCUCAUUCAACGGCAAAAAGACUGUCCCGGCCGCCCUCCGAAAAGAUCUCUGGCACCCUCUCGCGACGCUCACAUUCCCCUCAUCCCCUGAAAUCGGUCGCUCCGUCUUCCAAAAACUGCGCGAAUAUCGUCGACGCCACGAACAAGAAUGGGACCCAGAGGACUUUGUAAAAAAAGACGACGAGGGAAAUCACAUCCCAUAUAGAAAGCAAUUACGCCAACUAGGCGAUCAGAAGGCCAACUCGAUCGCCGACAUCGCCGCCGUCUUGAGACGAUUAUCCUCAUCCUUCGCCACGGAAUCUGGAGAGGAGGAAGCAAAGGGAAAGAUUGGAUUGAUUGGGGAGGGAACAGGCGCCAAGGUGGAGGUGAAAUGGAGUGAAAUUUACGACAACGCGUUUGCAGAGAAAUGGAGCGAGAACGUAAAACAUUCAGUUCUAGAACCGUACGCCAACAACCGUGAUCCUGAGGGCACACGAGGCUACUCUAAGACACAGCAGCAGAAACGGGCAAGCGAAGCUAGCAUACGAGCGGAGAAGAAAAGAGCAAAACGUGUCAAGUACAGCGAUGUUAAGACGCGAUCUGGUAUCCAUGCCACACGGUAUAAAGCGCUUCCUCGCGAGGAGAAAAUGGAACUCAGGGAGAAAGUCAGGUUAGCAAGGGAACGAAAGAAGGAGCCGGAGUACAUUAAUAAGCAGGAGACAGUGGUAGUUGAAAAGUACAAUGUGAAGCAGAGAAUUCAGAGGGAUCCUAAGUUUGCUGCGUAUUGGCAAUCACUUAAUCCAAAGAGGAGGGAGGAGGCGAUUCGUGCGAGAACUAAGAGGCGGGCUAAGUCUUUGGCGAAGAAGGACGCGCGGGAGAUGAGAGAAAAGAUGGAGAAACUUAGGGUUUGAAGAUAGGCU